UCCGCUACCUGCUCAAAGAGGAACAUGCAGAGGUGCGCUCCUGUGCAAAUUGAAACGAGGCCACAGCUGGUUCCAAAUCCUGGCAGCCCACUCUCACUCGAAACUUGGUGCAUGGCUGACUUAGAAAGCUGGCUCUGUGACAACACAACCCUUCUCAGGAACUACGUACCCCCUCCGCAACACAAUCAGAUCAUGGAUCUCAAGAUGGCUCCUCCAGCCUUCCAUAAUUCAGUCCAUGUGUCCAUUCCGUCCCCAUCAUCGGGGGUCCCAGCAGCAGCCGAGAGCCCUACUUUAUACGACAGCCCACCAGGCAAAGGAUUCGUGGGGCCCCCGUCCUACAUCCAGGUAAAGCAAGAAGUGGAUGACUCGGUUGUUUCGGAGUACCCUAUGAAUCGCAUGGGUCCCAUGAAUGGCCAGACGACUAUUGGAUCCAUGGUCAGUGUAAAGAGAGAAGAGGAAGACGAUGGAUUUUCAAGUGAGAAAAUGGAACAGUUGAGGAAUCUGGCGGUGGAACAAGCAGCAAAAGAUAUCCAUGUAGCUUGUGGCGUCCUGGGAAUAUGUCCUGAAUACUCUAACGUAGAAGAGGCAUGA
Messenger RNA from Uloborus diversus, 591 nucleotides. RefSeq lists its product as uncharacterized. Lineage: Eukaryota; Metazoa; Arthropoda; Arachnida; Araneae; Uloboridae. The record is from RefSeq and is a predicted model, not a curated record. The coding region runs from base 25 to 591 and encodes 188 amino acids. The transcript has 3 exons.